AUGGCACCCCGCUCGCAGCUAGAGAUCACCACUUCCUCCGUGACCCGCCUGGUCAAGGAGGAAGCUUCCUAUCACAAGGAACUUCAGCAACAGUCUGAGCGUAUCAAGAAGCUGGAAGCUGAUACCACUGAUGAUGAGAACCGCGAGUACACCCUGAAGCAAGAGCACAUGGCUCUUGAAGAGACUAGAAAGGUUUUGCCUACGUUGAAGGAGAAGAUUGUGCAGACCGUUGCGAACCUGGGAGCUCUGAUUAUCGAGGAGGGCAAGAAGGGAUCAGAGAGCAAUGUUGAGCACAUUACCGCGGCCAAAGAAGCCAUUGCCCAGGCUAAGAUCGCACAGCGCGAGAUUUCGUAA
Messenger RNA from Penicillium expansum, 354 nucleotides. RefSeq names its product putative tubulin-specific chaperone Rbl2. Gene Ontology annotation, biological process: post-chaperonin tubulin folding pathway; tubulin complex assembly. Gene Ontology annotation, molecular function: beta-tubulin binding. The record is from RefSeq and is a predicted model, not a curated record. The transcript is spliced from 3 exons. Gene Ontology annotation, cellular component: microtubule cytoskeleton; cytosol. NCBI's taxonomy places the organism in Eukaryota, Fungi, Ascomycota, Eurotiomycetes, Eurotiales, Aspergillaceae. Bases 1 to 354 code for a protein of 117 amino acids.